CGGAACUGGUUCGGAUGCAAUCAUCAGACCAUCAGACCAGACGGUGCAGAGGAUCCGCUAGUCUACUUCCGGUUAGUCAGAGGCGGGUCCCGGUCCAGGAAAUCCCGUGCCGAACUGGUAAUUACGGGGAAUUACCGUCACAGGGUGGUCAAUAUCGCAUUCUCAUUGGUUAACUCCGGUAAAAUAGCUCCCAAGCGCGGUUUGCUUACGGGGCGAUUCAGGCUUGGCAAGUGUUAGUCAGCAAUCCCUCCACCCCCGUAUCCUUUUUCUUUUAUCUCCCAUUAUUUCUUCAUCUUCUUCACGACUUCAACAACAACGAAUUGCUGCGGACACGACAAUCACGCUGCUGGGCAUAUAAUAAUAGGAAACAUCCCUUCUUCCCUAGGAUAUUUUUGUGUCUAGCAAACACCAUUUCUAAUAGAUACUGGUCACGACUUCAAAAUGAAUUCCACACUCCUUUCUCCUCCCCAGGAGACCUACUGGGGCCAAUUCGAGGAAAUCUCAAAGUACAAUGUCCACCUUAAUUUCGCAGAGCGAAUGUGGGCUGCCUGGUAUGCCUUCAUGCAAAACGAUGUCCUCGCCACGGGCAUCAUGUCCUUUGCCAUGCACGAGAUUGUCUACUUUGGACGCGCCCUCCCCUAUAUCAUCAUGGACCAAAUACCCUACUUCCACAAAUAUAAGAUCCAAAGGGACAAAAUGCCCACUCUGAAGGAACAAUGGGAUUGCGCCAAACUCGUCCUCCUCAGUCAUUUCACCGUUGAACUCCCACAAAUCUGGUUAUUCCACCCCAUGGCUCAAUACUUCGGUCUCGAAACCAGCGUCCCCUUCCCCUCCCCGUGGACCAUGGCCUACCAAAUCGCAAUCUUCUUCGUUCUUGAAGAUGCCUGGCACUACUGGUCGCACCGCGCCCUGCACUGGGGCCCUCUGUACCGCGGUAUCCACAAGAUCCACCACCAAUACUCUGCUCCCUUCGGCCUUGCCGCUGAAUACGCCUCACCCAUCGAAGUCAUGAUCCUCGGCAUCGGCACUGUCAGCUCGCCCAUCCUCUGGUGCGCCAUCACCGGCGACCUGCACAUCCUCACCAUGUACGUCUGGAUCAUCCUGCGUCUGUUCCAGGCCAUCGAUGCGCAUAGCGGAUACGAGUUCCCCUGGAGUCUUCAUCAUUUCCUGCCCAUCUGGGCCGGCGCGGAUCAUCAUGACGUCCACCAUGAGAAGUUCAUUGGCAACUUUGCGAGCAGCUUCCGCUGGUGGGAUUACUGCCUUGACACGGAGUAUACGCCCGAGGCUGUGAAGAGGUGGAGAGAGAAGAAGAUUGCACAGUCGGCGAAGAAGGCGCAAUAGUUCUUCCCAGUUGACGUCUGUUUACUCUUUCUUCCGUCUUCCUAGUUCUGGCGCGCAGAGAUGUUAAGUGUGACUGAGCUGUUUUUUACUCUCCGGUCGCUCGGUAUAUCCAACAAUAUCCUCCAUCUACCCUUCUAACAUUUUGCUAUCCGGAUAUUUCCUUUAUGUCUUCUUUCAAUUCUCGUCAUUAUUUUCAACCCCAUCCCUGUUGCUUUUGGGUUAGCACCCGAACGGGGAUUAUUCUAUUUGUUUUAUUGCUCUGGAGUACCCAUGCUGCUUAAGCCCUCAUACUGCCUACCUACUCAUUCACCCUCUUAUUUGAUACUUACUUCCCCUUCUGUCUCCCUCACAUAAAUAUUUUUUGUAAUCGUAUUAUAUAAUCCCUGUGUGUUGUUUUCAUAAGUUUAGCUUGUCUUUUCUUUUCGCUUUUUUAAUGUUCGUAUUAUUAUUAUUAUUAUUAUGUAGAUUAGAUGAAAUAUUAAAUACAUGAAUUAAUGGUUCAAAAGAAAAGCGAAAAGAGA
Blastomyces dermatitidis ER-3 is the source of this 1862-nucleotide messenger RNA. RefSeq names its product methylsterol monooxygenase. Lineage: Eukaryota; Fungi; Ascomycota; Eurotiomycetes; Onygenales; Ajellomycetaceae. The record is from RefSeq and is a predicted model, not a curated record. Gene Ontology annotation, biological process: ergosterol biosynthetic process. The transcript is spliced from 4 exons. The coding region runs from base 442 to 1341 and encodes 299 amino acids. Gene Ontology annotation, molecular function: iron ion binding; C-4 methylsterol oxidase activity.